This is a messenger RNA of Penicillium mononematosum, 2190 nucleotides long. RefSeq lists its product as uncharacterized. Gene Ontology annotation, biological process: regulation of DNA-templated transcription; DNA-templated transcription. NCBI's taxonomy places the organism in Eukaryota, Fungi, Ascomycota, Eurotiomycetes, Eurotiales, Aspergillaceae. Gene Ontology annotation, molecular function: zinc ion binding; DNA-binding transcription factor activity, RNA polymerase II-specific; DNA binding. The transcript has 6 exons. The record is from RefSeq and is a predicted model, not a curated record. Bases 1 to 2190 code for a protein of 729 amino acids.
AUGGAUGGGAACACCAGCGACGUUGUACGCCUUGCCAAGGCAUGCAGUAUAUGCAGACGGAAGAAGGUCAAAUGUGAUGGGACUAGGCCGGUCUGUGUCCCCUGCAGAACAUUCGACCUACCCUGCAAGUACGAGGACACCGUGCGCCGCAAGAAAAAGCACAACCGCGAGGAACGUUAUCACGAGCUGGAACAGCGCAUUCAGUCUCUGCAAGAUGAACUGAAUGAAGCACAUGCGUCCAAGAGACGGCGAGUGCCUAGUGACGAGGAAACAGGCCUAGAGCAUGUCCAACCUUCGGAAGUAUCCGAUUCAGAGUUACCAUGUCCGAGAAAUGUCACUGCUCAAACGUCUUUCGAGGCCGAGGCCGAUCGAGGUGAUGGCGACGGAGGGUCAUAUACCCUUAAAACUCCGAAGGGCGCAAUGCGAUUUUUUGGUGAGUACUGGCUCGCUGACUAUCGUUCCUCAACGGUGCAUCCUCUCAUUUUUUCGAUCGUUUCCCCUGAGGGUGUGUGCUGGCUUGAAAGCAAGACGGGUAAUAAUGUGUGGCGCCAUGUCGCUCAGAAAAAUGGCAGUCGAUGGAGGCUCGCUGAUUGGUAUCCUCGAGCUCUUCGAGAUGAUUUCCAAAGCAGAUGCUCACAACCCUUACCACCCAAGGCGGUCAUCCUAGGUCUUGUUCAUGAAUAUUUCAAUACGUUCAACAAGGCCCUGCCGCUCUUUGGACCCGAAAGUUUCAUGGGAAUGGUCAGCAGACACUUCUCAUGGCAUCCCAACGAAAGUCCCUCAUGGUGGGCUGCAUUCAAUAUUGUCCUUGCGUUUGCAUACAUGCAAAGGGCAGAGAGUUCCGGUGCCAGCAGCGACGACUGGCAGAAAUGCUUGGGUCAUGUCAAAAACGCAAUGAACGUGGUUACAGAGCUUUUCAUGCGGACAUGCGAUCUCCUCGCUGUUCAGGCGCUUCUUGGACUGGCAAUCUUCUUCCAAGGCACGCCAAACCCCCAACCUCUGUUCAUGUUUUCCGCUGCCGCUUCCGACUCUUUUGGUCUCCCGGUCUCCCAGGUCGAAGAGCGGAGAAGGGUCUUCUGGAUAGCGUUCAUUUUGGACGCCGACAUCUGUCAACGGACCGGCCGCCCUGCUGCACAAGAUACCCGUGAUUAUAAUACUUUACUGCCUCACCAGGAUUCCCCUGAUGGCUUGGGUGUGAUGGAGGUUGGGAAUGCCAAAAUCAAUUUCUUCUCCGCACUAGCCCGAUUUUCUUUGGUCCAACGGAAGGUUUGCGAUGAGCUGUAUAGCACUAAUGCAUUCAAUAAAACCAAAGAACAGUUGAUGGAAGAUGUGAGGGGUUGCCUUGACGAUCUUGAGGAAUGGAAACGAAGUAUCCCACCGAUCCUCCGGCCCCGAAGGAACUUUUCGGUCGGCGACCAUGCCUUCCUACCGCACAUCCUCAGACUCCCCUUUGCAUACCAUUGCUGCUACCUCAAUAUCCACCGAGUCUGUCUACUUCCUCGGCGCUGGCCGACCAGUUCACAUAAUGAGGGGCUUAGCCCACCGGGACUGUCGAAUGACACAGAAAGAUCAGUGCGACAAUCAACAGAAGCAGCACGAGCGGCAAUUGAACUGAUCAGUCAAGUCCGAGGCCACUAUGGCCAAUCCUUUGAAUGGAGUAUUGUUUACUUCACAGGAGCAGCCCUGGUCGCAUUGUUCUCCCAAAUUCUCAUUGAUCCUUCACGUCCCGAGACCGAAUCAGAUAUUACUAUGAUUAAUGGGGUCGUCAGCUUUAUAUCAAAAGUCGCAUCCCAAGAACAAGAUACAUACCUGGACUAUGUAUUGGCGUUGUGCUCUGACUUCGAGAGAGCAGCCAGGGAAGAGUUACAUCGGGCCAGGAAUCCCAAGCCAGACUCCGCGAGUGGUAUUCAGCCAGUUGCUAUUCGUACGCAAGGGCAAAUGUUGACGCAUCAUGACUACUUGCACCCGAACUCUUUCCCGGCUUUUUUCAAUCCUCCCCAUCCGACUGAAAACGAUGGCAGCAACAUCCAGUCUUCGAACACGAUGUCUACAGAUCAAGGUUUCUAUACUACAGGGCCACUACCGUUGCCCGCUCCUCUUUCUUGGAACUGGCAAGACAUGCUAGCAGGCGUCCCUCCGGCGUAUGAUUUUGGGGUAUAUGAUUUAGCUGAAAGCACUGGAGAAUUGUGA